UUUCAAAGCGUCAGAAAACCUCCACAGGAGCAGCUCCACAGCAGCGCGACAUUCACAGAAAUCAAUACUGGAUGUGGACAACGUGCUCGAGAACACCAGUUCUGUUUUCAGCCUCUUAAAAAAUUCCUUCUGUUAAUAAUAAAAGCUUAACAUAAAAACAAACAAACUCCAAAGUGCCAGUUCCAGAGGAGGACGUGAUGGCUCAGAGGGAGUCACCGGUCGUUUUAAAUGGGACUCAAAUAUCAUACAUUGGACAUGACUCUAAGGACAUCCCCAAUUUUCUUGGUGAGACGUACGGCUCGUUUGCAAGACGACUGGAUCUGAGUUUCAACCAGUUCAGGUCGCUGGCAGGCCUCAAAAUGUUUACUGAGCUGGAAGAGUUGGUCGUCGACAACAAUCUGCUUGGAAAUGACCUCCAGUUGCCCAGGUUACCCAAGCUCCACACCCUGACACUCAAUAAGAACCAACUGACUGAUAUCGAGGCCCUGCUGGAUAACUUGGCUGACGUGACCCCAUCGCUGCAGUACCUAAGCCUGCUGGGAAAUGAGGCCUGCCCCAACCAGCUGGUAAGCCUGGAUAAGGAUGACGACGACUACCAGAGAUACAGGUACUUUGUACUUUACAAGUUACCCCAGCUUAAGUUUUUGGACUCCAGGAAAGUAACAAGAAAAGAGCUAAUGGAGGCACAGGAGAGAGGGGCCUUCAUGAAAGUGGUAAAGCCGAAGUCGGAGGGACUGCUCAAUGAGGCUGGAUCAGAGAUUCGCCCACUGCCCUACACACCUCUGCCACGGGGAUCCAGAGAUGCAAAAAACCACAAAGGGGUAUUUGCCAAGUGUCGCUACAUCUACUAUGGCAAGCACUCAGAAGGCAACAGAUUCAUCCGAAACGAUCAGCUCUGAUGUCCACAAGAAGCUCUCAAAGGGGUCAUUUUUUUUAUUUAUUAAAACCUUGGUGGAUUUAAUUCAUUCACCUAAUCCACUGCUGGAAUAAGAUCCCUUAUAUCCAAAUAUGCUGUUGUUUUUGUGUACAUUGAAUGCCUCCUUUUUUAUAGUGCAUAUUAGAGCCACUGUUCCAGUAUCCUCUCCUGAGCCGAGCGUACAUCUGUUUGCCUGCUUUCAGCUCAGAGUCAGAGAUGACACUCCCACUGACAUGAUUGCCUCUAAGCAUCAGCUGCAACACAACUCUCUCACACACACAAGGACAGGUUCCCUACCUUAUGGUCUAACACACAGGCAGUAACAAACAUACCCAGCCAAUUGCUUCCUUUUCUUGGACACCCAUGAUGGAUCACUUGUUCACUGCAGCUACUAAUCAAGGGUGAAAAGGGUGGCGGUCACACACCUGGGCCCUGAAGUGGAGUCAUCUUCUUCAUUCUUUUUUCUCUUUUUUUUUGCCAUUGCUUGUCUGAGGCUUGCCCUCACAACUGUUUUUUUUUAUCAUUAGGCAAAGUCUUAAUAGCAAAUGAAUGGAAGUUACAGCUGAGAACUAGUAACAUGCAAAGCAAAAUCCCAUAUUUUGGCUUUGCUAGGUAGUAAAUCAUUUAAUUUUUUUAUUAUUAUUAUUAAGAGCUAAAAAUAGUUUUCUAUGCCUAUUGCUGUCUAUAUGUUCGAGAGCUGAAUGGGAAUUUAUGCUACUACAUCAUGUGAAAUCUCUGGCCCCGUCUGAACCACUAAUUAGCUGAAUUCCCCUCAAAACAUAAAGCUUUACUAAUUCCUGUUUUGUUUUUUUCCAGAAACAGUUUAAUUCAGUCUGUUAAACUAAGCCCAAGUCUGAAUUUAUGUUGUAUUCACCAAUAAAUAGAAAAUAUAUUUUUUAUCCAAACAUAAUGGUCAGAUUUCCGGUUAGUUAAUUAACAAGAGCUGAUGACCCAGGGUCUUAGAUAAAAACAUUUAAUUGAUUAUUGUCAAUUGCAAAUCAACAAUGAAAACGUACAUUUACA
Cyprinodon variegatus (sheepshead minnow) is the source of this 1939-nucleotide messenger RNA. It is a transcript of the gene lrmda, whose product is annotated as chromosome unknown open reading frame, human C10orf11. The record is from RefSeq and is a predicted model, not a curated record. The coding region runs from base 198 to 899 and encodes 233 amino acids. The transcript is spliced from 7 exons. Gene Ontology annotation, biological process: melanocyte differentiation. Gene Ontology annotation, molecular function: protein binding. Lineage: Eukaryota; Metazoa; Chordata; Actinopteri; Cyprinodontiformes; Cyprinodontidae.